Hyalella azteca is the source of this 519-nucleotide messenger RNA. RefSeq lists its product as uncharacterized. Bases 72 to 485 code for a protein of 137 amino acids. The record is from RefSeq and is a predicted model, not a curated record. Lineage: Eukaryota; Metazoa; Arthropoda; Malacostraca; Amphipoda; Hyalellidae. The transcript is spliced from 2 exons.
GGAAAUUUGCGGAGUUGAAUUCCGACGACCGCGAGGUCUGCAUAACGCGCUUCUUUGGCUUGCUCUACACGAUGGUCCGGCUGAGCCUCGCCAUUAGCUACUUGGUUUUCAGCGAGAGUUUCCCGCUGAACGGCACGAUGGUACUAGUAAACGGCACCACCUUCCUACUGAACGGCACUACCUUGCUGGUUAACGGUACCACUUUACUGGUGAACGGUACCACUGUUCAAGUGAAUUGCACUCUUAUUAGCCGAUGUGGCCUCCACUUUUGUGCGUACAAUUCUACGAUGCCGGUGCACUCGGGAGCGGCUUUCUCCAGCGCCUGGAUUAUCCUCACUGGAGUAGCGUUUGUGCUGUCAAUCCUGGCCGCCUUCUUGGUCGCUUACUAUGUCACCAGGCUAUUUGAGUGCGUUGGAAUGCGUUGUAUACGUACGCUAUUCGUGGUAUCCUUAAGGUAUCCCUACAUAGUGCUGUUCACGUUGUAGCAUGUUGAUUUACCAGGUUGCUUGACUGCGUAGG